Messenger RNA from Suillus subalutaceus, 839 nucleotides. RefSeq lists its product as uncharacterized. Lineage: Eukaryota; Fungi; Basidiomycota; Agaricomycetes; Boletales; Suillaceae. Bases 97 to 672 code for a protein of 191 amino acids. The record is from RefSeq and is a predicted model, not a curated record. The transcript is spliced from 2 exons.
GUCUGGCAUUUGGGAUAAUGUUUCUCUUGAUAUUCUGCGCAAUACUAGUGUGUUACUUAAGGAAGCGAUCUCGUAGGGCUCGGGAGAGCCUCGGUUAUGGACCUGCCCUUCUGCCCUCAGAAGUGGGUCAAUACCGUCCCCCCCGACUCUGUUGCUUCAAGAGAGAGAGACCUUCCACCUCCACCCCCACCACAACUGGACACUGCAUAUCCCAAUCUACCUGAUAUCUCGCACGCUUCAUCCCUCUCAGCGAUCUCAAGCGCCACUCCCUUAUUGAGCGACGAUUCGCAUCUAAGUUCACACCCCACAUCUACUUGGAACCGUUACAGCACAUUGUCGCAGGCAUCAGAUCCUCAGCGAAUAGUUACUCAAAAUGCGCCUAUUCUCCCAAACCCCUACGACGCAUUCUCAGCACCCGCCCGAUCUGCGUCAUACACAUCCACGGCUUCUUCUCCAACACAUUCAAUACCCCAGAUUCCUGCGAGUGCUGCAAUGGUGGGCACUUUUGCUACGCCUCUGGCUGGUAGCUCGAGCAACAUCCAGCCCGAGCGCCGGCUUUCUGCGCUUCACACAGAUAUGACCCGACAUCAGAAGCAACUUGAACUCGACCACAGGAAACGGAGUCUUGAUGCUCAAGAAGCACAGGACCCUCCGCCGCAAUAUUCUUCCUGACCGUGAAUCACGGACUAUAAUGCAAUAAUUGAACGCUUUCCCACUAUUCUUUAACUGCUCUCAUGAAUACCUAUGACCUGAACUCUGAACAGUAGUAGAUUGUACCACAGUAAAGCUCGAGAUCUCAUCCGCAACUCGUUCCUAUAGGUACUUGUUGCUCACUGAUU